AAUCUCUUGGCAGGCAGAGUUGUGCGAGUGUGAGUGUAGAGAUAACACUUAAGCAAAGAACAGGAAGAGAGCAGCGCCUUCGCAUACACACUUGUUGGAUCUCCAGUUUCCUCGUCUAUCCCCAGCUGAAGGUUCUCCUCAUGGGCAGAGUGAAGGCUAAGUCUGGGCCCUUGGCUCGGAGGCCAGACAACUCGGCUUUCAAACAGCAGAGGCUCCCUGCCUGGUCUCCCAUGCUAACAGCUAACACUGUGCUGCCCUUCUUCUACAUUAUGGCUUUGAUAUGUAUGCUGCUGGGAGUAUGGCUUCUUCUUACCGUGCAGAGCAUACAGGAAAUAAAGCUGGACUACACGGAGGCCGGGACGUGUGAUAUGUGCUUUAAAAAGCUUAAAAAUGUGAGCAUUGCAGCACAGGGCUGCAGUUGCAGAGUGGUGUUCGCUGUUGAGAAAGCCUUCAAGGGAGAUGUCUUUUUCUAUUACGGCCUGCAAAACUUCCACCAGAACCUCCGCAGAUACAUGGACUCCAGAGAUGAUGGACAGAUGGUUGGCAGGAAGCAAAACUUAAAGAACCCCAGCUCAUACUGCGAGCCAUUUAUAAGAAACAAAGAUGGACUUCCCAUUGCUCCCUGCGGUGCUGUGGCCAACAGUAUCUUCAAUGAUUCCUUCACAUUCAACUACCAUGGCUCCAACGGUUCUCCAGUCAAGGUCCGUCUGUUACGGAGGGGCAUCACCUGGUACACAGACAAAAACGUCAAGUACCGGAACCCACAGAUCGACAACUUGACUCUGGCUGAAGUGUUUAAAGGCACAGCACAGCCACUGUACUGGCAUAAACCUGUGUAUGAUCUUGAUCCCCACGACCCAACCAACAACGGCUUCAUCAAUGAUGACCUGAUCAUUUGGAUGAGAGAGGCAGCCUUCCCCAACUUCAAGAAGCUCUACGGGGUUUUGUACCGAGCCAACAAGCCGUUCACUAAGGGGCUACCAGCAGGGAAUUACAGCAUCGAUAUAUCCUACAACUUCCCUGUGCAGUACUUCCAAGGCAGAAAGGAAGUGGUGCUGACCACACUGACCUGGUUCGGAGGUCAGAACCAUUUCCUGCCCAUUGCUUACCUAGUAACCAGCAGCCUGGUCCUGCUGAUAGCCGUCGCCCUCACCGUGGUCUGGUGGAAAUUUGGAAAGGAUGGAAAAAACAUGGAGGAAUGAAGAGUGAGGAAGUGAUGCUGAGGAGUGAAAGAGUGGAAAAACUCAAGAGCAGCUGAGAUAGAGAUUACAAGAACAUUGACAUACAAAUGUAAGUAAAUGCGGGAUGAGGAGAAGGGAUUUUAAAAAAAACUUCAUUUGGUACAAUACCAUGUGUUGAAAAUCAAUGUUGAUCAAAUGACUCGUGUGAUGGCUUUACUGUGAUGAUGUUGCUCUGCACACCCAGUUGUGUUAGUGUUAAUAUUUUUUGAUUUUACUUGAUAAAUGUUUGUGUUUUUAAAUGUACAUCUUUUUGUUUAUGUACAAAAAAAAUUACAAUAGCAAUUACUGGUAUCCAGUCAUCAAAGUGUUGAGGCUGUUUUUCGUGUGGCAGAAUUACGCUUUGAAAACUCUUGAUGUUGAAAACAAACUAUAUGGGAAAUCCUGUAAUUCAACAAAUGUAGUAAAAGGUGUAUGUUUGUGGACAAGGUUUCCAAUUACAGAAUUACUACUGAGGUUAGCAAAUGCAGCUGGCAUUGGUUCGCCAUUGGUGUUCUUACAUGCUAAUACUUGACAAUGUUAUAUAAAAUCCUAACAAAUUAUUUACUUAAAGGAUAGAUUCAUCUUUUUUCAAGUCUGUCUUAAAUCAAUAGUCAGCUGCCUAUAUGAGCACUGAAAGUUUAAUCAUUCCUCCUGUUCAUACUGGCCAUUAGAAGAUACCCACCAAAUGCACUCCAACAGUCCUCGUCAUGAGCAAAAAUGUAUUGUUAAGGUUAUUUGAACUAAUAUGAGGCUGCAGCCAUCCAAAUUAGACAACUAUCAAGUGGAUAUCUUCCAAAGUUCGGACAUUUUGUACUAAAAAGCGUUUUCCCAGACAGGGAGUCCUUGCUGAGCUGCUGUGGAAGAAUAGUAACAAAAAGACAGUUACUUUGGAAGAUAUUCACUGGAUUAAGCUCAUUUGGAUGGCUGCAGCCUCAUAUUAAACUUUUACUAAUACAGUUUUGUGCUGAAGAAGGAAUGAUUACAGCAAGUAAACCUGUUCCAGUGUUCAUAUGAGCACCUGACUACUAUUUUAAGACAGACUUUAAAAAUUGUGAACCUAUCCUUUAAGAACUGAUACUAAUGGAAUAAUGAUUGUGGAUCAUAGCAGCGAGGAGAGGAUGGUGCUAAGAUAAGGUUGCUGUAUUUAAUUGCUGUGUUUAAAUGCUGUAUUUAAUUGUAAAUUGCUGUAGUUACAGUGUGAUUGUGAAGUCACUAAUUGUCAGCACUACAUGAAUGUGCAAAGAAAGUGAACACAGAAAGCCAUCAAUGAUUAGUUGUGUCUGUACUAUGGAUUUACAGUGAAUGUGUUCUUUUGACAGCUGGUGAUUGUAAUAAAGCAUUUUCUUUUAAAAAAU
Messenger RNA from Thunnus maccoyii (southern bluefin tuna), 2575 nucleotides. It is a transcript of the gene cdc50c, whose product is annotated as transmembrane protein 30C. NCBI's taxonomy places the organism in Eukaryota, Metazoa, Chordata, Actinopteri, Scombriformes, Scombridae. Gene Ontology annotation, biological process: phospholipid translocation. The record is from RefSeq and is a predicted model, not a curated record. The transcript has 7 exons. Bases 141 to 1202 code for a protein of 353 amino acids. Gene Ontology annotation, cellular component: plasma membrane; endoplasmic reticulum; Golgi apparatus.